GAAUCUUAUGAUACAAAGUUUAAUCACUGGGUGGAUGUUUAAGACAGAUAUCUUGCCAGCUACCAGACUUCUGUAAAAAUGGCCUAUUUUUCGCCAGCUUCUGUCAGUUUAGAGGGCAACAUAACCUGCUCUUUGUGUCAAAUGGUAUUGAGAGAGCCCGUGACAAUAACCUGUGGACAUAACUUUUGCCGGCAAUGUCUUGACAAAGAGUGGGCAGCUUCUAGAAAGGAAGGAUAUUCCUGCCCUGACUGUCACAGAGUGUACAAGAACAGACCUGCCUUCGAGGUAAAUCACAAGCUAAAAAAUGUACUGGAACUGACUGAAGCAAACAGUAAGAAAACAGGAAAUAUAGUAACAUACUGCGAUUUCUGCUUGGAAGAUCCUUUACCCUGUGUAAAAAUCUGCAAGACCUGUGAUGUCUCUCUCUGUCAGCUUCAUCUCAGAAAACAUCAGGACAAAUUUUUAUGGAAAGUGCAUGUGUUAGUGGAGCCCACAUUAACAGUGCAGAACAAGAAGUGCUCUGAACAUAACAAGGCCAUUGAGUAUUAUUGCAGUAAUGAUCAGAGUUUUAUUUGUGCUUCAUGCUGUGUCGUUGGCUCUCACAAAACUCACCAGGUUCAGACACUGACAGAAGCCCAUCAGGACACAAAAGCUUUUCUUCAGCAGGAAAUAAAAGGGAUGCAGCAAUCCAGGAAAGCUCUAUGCAAGGUCUUAGCACAGAUGCAGAGGGCCGAGGCAGACCUAAAGCAAAGCACCAAGGAGCUAAGAAUCCGGGUACAGAAUGUGUUUGAGGAGAUACAGACCUUAAUCAAUCAACAGGAAAAAGAGGUGCUGGAUUUAGUCUCAGCAGAAGAAGCAUCCCAACUGACUCUUUUAACUCAAGCCAUUCAGAAUAUGGAACAAAAACAAAAGUCUACUGACACACUUAUCCAAGAGGCCCAGUCUCUGUAUGACCAGAAUGAUGACAUACACACUGUCCAAGCAUUUAUGCCACUGCAGGAGAAAAUUCACAGCCAUGACACAACACUCGAGCAAGUGGUAAUUGAAGAGAAACAACUGGAUGAAGAUACAAUUCAGAAAAUUAAACAACAGACCCAAUCUUUUAUUAAUGAUGUAAGUGCAUCCCUAACUUGGAAGCUCAAGCAGUCUACAGGUCUUAUUCUUUGUUUGUUGAAUAAUUCAGAUACUAUUCCAGGCUAUGAAAUAACCGACUCUCCCUCAUAUUCUCCAGGAGCCUUGCAGGUGACACCAAACUGUGUACCCCAGGAUAAAUCUGCACUGCUCCAAGGUUACAAAAGAGUAACACUGAAACCAUAUCAUCUAGGAACAGAACCAGAUUCCCUGUAUAGCCUCAAUCAGAGGGCAGGUGGAUAUUGGACACUUAAAAGUGGUUUUAUUUUUUCUGUUAUGGAAAAAGAAGUCUUCCCUCAUUUCAAGUGCAACCCACGAUUAUCUUCUGGGGAUAACUACUGGGAGGUUGAAUUGUUUUCAACAGGACAUGGGAGAUUUAGUUUAGGUGUCACACACCAUCACAAUGAAAGUUACAGAAUUCAUUGGGAUGAUUCUGAAUUGUGGGCUUGUGCUUGGAAAACCCCUCACAAACGCCUCAAAGGAAUUAAAAUUGUUUUUCCAGUUAAGAUUAUUAUUCUGUUUAGCUACAGACAAGGUCUUCUUUCAUUUUACCAACAGGUAUUAGGGGAUAAACAACAGCAAACAGCAUUCUUUCCAUCUGCACAGGAAUGCAACAGUCUGGUACAUCUGCAUACAUUUGAUUGUGCAUUUUCUAGGCACAUUGUUCCUGGCUUUAGUUUAUGGGCCUGUGAUAUAAAGUUCUUAUAGCUGCUUGCAGUCUUAAUACAUAAAUCCCCUUGAUUUCAUCAACUGCAAUUGGUAUUGUCUAUAUUAGGACAUAAGGAGUUUUUUAUCUAUUAUUCAUGUAUUUAAAAUAAGUUUCCUGAAUUUUAGAACCAAUGUAUGACUGACAGUAUAUGAGACAAGUUUUACAGUGAGACUUUAUUUCACUUUAAUGAUUGCUAAUAUAUUUAAUACUGUAGCACAAAUCUGCAGCCUGCUCAAAUGAGCUUAAGGACUCUUGUAACUUUCCUGGGUAUAUCUGAGACUCCAUGUUAUUUUGUCUUUGUAAUGUAUAUGUGUAAUUGUGUGUGUACAGGUAGGCACAUGCAUUUAUAUUUGUCUAUGCAUAUGUGGUGUUUGUGUUUAUGUCUGUAACAAGAUAAACAAAUGGCAAAAUCAGUAAAUGAAGUAUGUAUUUUUAAUGCGUCUUUGUAUAAAUGCUGAGUCAGAUACCAUCUUUCAUGAUGUAGUUACAGGCAUAGAGUUGGAAGGACUGAGACAUGAUCUUCCUUUAUGUGUGUAACAAAACAAAUGAUUAUGCACAGUGGCUCAUUGGUAACACUGUCCGCCUCUCAGCUCCGGUGUUCAACUGUCACUUUUGGUCACUGUUUGUGUGUCCAUUCACUGUAGCUCUGUAGGUUUCUCUCAACUUUCAAAAGCAUGCUGGUCGAUUUACUUAACUGUCAUAAAUGUGUUGUUUCUUUUAUUAAAGGCCCCAGCCCUUUAUAUUCAUUGCCUUACCCUGUCCUUUGGAGCCAGCAGUCAGCUAGCAUGCUUUAGU
Protopterus annectens (West African lungfish) is the source of this 2635-nucleotide messenger RNA. RefSeq names its product E3 ubiquitin/ISG15 ligase TRIM25-like. Bases 79 to 1839 code for a protein of 586 amino acids. Lineage: Eukaryota; Metazoa; Chordata; Ceratodontiformes; Protopteridae. Gene Ontology annotation, molecular function: zinc ion binding. The transcript has a single exon. The record is from RefSeq and is a predicted model, not a curated record.